Molecule: messenger RNA, 330 nt
Organism: Oppiella nova
Lineage: Eukaryota; Metazoa; Arthropoda; Arachnida; Sarcoptiformes; Oppiidae
Source: the annotation of a GenBank genome assembly
AUAGACUCAUUUGUUUUCGUCAAGAUUUCCUUAAGGCUGUGACGAGUAGUGAAAAGUUUUCAGUAUUCAAGUGAAAUACACUGAUAAUAGUGAACGAAAACUAUAGGAAUGACUUCUAUCGCAUCUGUCAAUGAGAAAACUCAAUUAAUCAAUUCAUUGCGAAAGGAGGAGCCGAACGCCGUUUCCUAUGACUCCAUACUUUCGGACUCAACGGCCGUCGACUCAAUCGUGUAUUGCAGUCAUGGAAACAAUGAGAAGAUUUGCUGCAACAGAGACGGCAAACCGGUGUCUCAGACCGUCAACUGGUCUCACUGUCACUCUAUGGACAAU